Vigna angularis (adzuki bean) is the source of this 350-nucleotide messenger RNA. RefSeq names its product defensin-like protein 311. Lineage: Eukaryota; Viridiplantae; Streptophyta; Magnoliopsida; Fabales; Fabaceae. The record is from RefSeq and is a predicted model, not a curated record. Bases 65 to 298 code for a protein of 77 amino acids. The transcript is spliced from 2 exons.
UAGCAUUUGUAUACCAAUUCAAGAUAAAAAAUAUUUUUAUUUGCAUCAAAAUCCUCAAGAAACAAUGGCGAAAGUUUCAGUUCAUCAAGUGGCACUCUUUGUGUUCCUAAUUCUGGUUGCUUCUGGUUUUAUGCAACAAGCUUUUUCUAAAGGCGAUCAAUGCAAAGUGAACAAAGAUUGUGUGAAAGCUUGUAGUUACCGCCCACAUUGCCCUUCGCUGUGCCUCGACGGAUAUUGCCUUUGCAACUGCGGAUCUACAAAAAUGGAUGUACAAUACAACGUUAACAAACCCUUCUAGGCUAUGAUGCAUAAUACUUUAUAAAUUAAUAUUAAUAACCUUUUAUCUUCAA